GUAAAUUUUUUGCAGGUAAAUUUGGUGUAAAUUUAAUUCAUAACCUCUCACUUUUCUACCCCCCUUCUUUUAUCUCUUCCACCGCAUUCCCUCGAAAGUUUUGCACAAGCUUGACGGGGAGUGUUUGAUUCCUCUACGACGCAUUAGUUCGGAUGUGAACAAGUACGGACAUGUUAUCGAUACAUUUUUUUUAAAUCGGCGACAGGUUGAAAGACAUGAUCAGGUGUUUGCUUUUCGUUUCCCUGUUGAUCCACUCGUCUUUGGCAGCAAAACCACCAAGUGAAGGACAGAAAGCAGCACCUCAGGCUCAGGGGCCUCCCUCGAAAAAAUGGCAGACUUUAACCGGUCAACAGCCUCUUGUUAUAGCGCGCGGCGGGCUUUCAGGGCUGUUCCCGGAAGCCAGCACCUACGCGAAUAAUAUGGCAAAGACCCUGAGUUUGCAGGGCUCUGCCUUCUUCUGCAAUCUGCAGUUAACGAAGGAUAGCGUCGGAAUAUGCCUGUCGAACAUUCUGCUUGAUAAUACAACAACUAUAUCUAUGUUCUACCCUAAGGGCCAAAAAACUUACAAUGUGAACGGGAAGGAUAUUCGCGGCUGGUUUGCGUUGGAUUUCACAGCUGAUCAGGUGUUAAACAAUGUGUCACUGACUCAAAACAUUUAUUCGCGACCAAGUCAGUUCGAUGGUAUUUUGCCAAUCGCUACUGUCGAAGAUGCUUUGGGAGCUAAGCCAGAUAAAUUUUGGUUGAAUGUGCCGUAUGAUGCAUUUUACAACGAACACAAGAUCAGCAUGGCAUCAUUUGUCGAAAAGGCAGCCAAAUUUGCACCUAUACCUUACAUCUCAUCUCCUGAGAUCGGAUUCUUGAAAGCCAUCGGUGGAAAAGUGAACAAAAUGAGGACAAAGCUCAUCUUCCAGUUCCUUGACCCCGAAGAAACAGAACCGACAACCAAGCAAAAGUACAGUGCGCUGGUGAAGCAGCUCGGAAUGAUCAAGUCAGUUGCAGCCGGAAUCCUUGUACCAAAAGAAUACAUAUGGCCUGUAAACAAAAACAAUUACGUGGAGAAAGCCACGACACUCGUGAAUGAUGCUCACAAAGAAGGCCUAGAAGUGCAUGCUUCCGGUUUUGCCAAUGAUGUUAUUCUCCCUUAUAACUACAGUUUUGAUCCCACAGCUGAGUACCUGCAGUUUGUCGAUAACUCUCAGUUUUCUGUUGAUGGUGUGCUGACCGAUUUCCCUCCUACAGCAUCAGAAGCAAUCGCGUGCUUUACGCAGAACAAGAACGAAACCAAGCCUAAGACAGGAUUUCCUUUGAUCAUAACUAGAAAUGGAGCUAGUGGAAUCUAUCCCGGCUGCACAGACCUUGCUUACAAGCAGGCAGUAGAGGAUGGGGCUGACAUAAUCGAUUGCUCGGUUCAAAUGUCAAGUGAUGGUGUUGCCUUCUGCUUAGACACUCCAGACCUCAACUCGGGCACUAACGCAUUGAGCCAAUUCAUGACCAAGAGUGAGACCAUCCCCGAACUUCAAGCAGAAGCCGGAGUCUUCUCCUUCCAACUCUCGUGGAGCGAUAUUAAGAGCUUGAAACCACAAAUGCAGAGCCCCUACGGAACCAAGGAAAAAAUAGUCAGAAAUCCGGCUAACAAGGACGCGGGCAAACUGGUGACCCUCAAUGAAUUCCUGGAGUUUGCAAAGAAAAAUGCAGUUACUGGAAUUUUGAUCAACAUUGAGUAUGCUGCAUACCUAGCAUCAAAGGCAGGACUAGACGUUGUGGGAACUGUAUCCUCUGCCUUGAGCAAUGCCACAUUCGACAAGCAAUCCACUCAGCAAGUGUUGAUCGAGUCGGAUGACACUUCCGUGCUGGCCAAGUUUAAAGACGCGAAAAACUACAAGCGAGUGCUCAACAUCAAGGAGAAGAUAAGCGAAGCAACCAAGGAAUCUGUGGCGGAGAUCAAGAAGUACGCAGAUGCAGUAACCAUCACCAAGGAUUCGAUCGUCAAGAUCACCGAUUACUUCAUUUCUGGCACGACCAACGUCGUCAAGGAAAUGAAGGCCGCGAACAUCACUGUGUACGCCCACUGGCUGAGGAACGAGUUCGUCAGUCUCAUGUUCGAUUAUUUCUCAGACCCCAUCACUGAGAUUGCUUCAUACGCUCAAGGGUUCAAGGUUGAUGGCAUUGUCACCGAUUUCCCCGGAACUGCCAGCAAAUAUAUGAGAUCCCCAUGCAGUGAUACGGACCCCAAGGCCAACGUCCCGUAUCCAAUCUUGCCAGUUGAACCAGGUGCACUGUCGGGUCUGAUCGGCCCCGAGGCAUUGUCUCCGGCGGAAGCCCCGAGCCCGGCUCUUCAGGUCUCGAAUGUGGUUGACCCACCGCUCCCCGGAGUGGCGAAGAAGAACGACUCCAGCUCCAGCCCCGGCUCCGGCUCCAACUCGGGUUCAUCUGAUGCAGGCUCCAAAUCUCCACCUGCUCCUGCACCUUCUGAUGAAAAGUCAAGUGCUUUUGCGAAUGGGGCCAGUUGCUGUGCUUCUCUAGUUGCUGUAACGGUGCUUUUGCUGGCGAAUUAAGUGCUUCUGAGAAUUAAUCUAAUAUUACGCGAGCGUUAUACACAUAACAUCAUCUCAUACAGUAUAGUAAAUAUUGGAAAAUUAGACAGAUUUAUUUCCGACUGGUUAAUUGUUUUGAUUCUUCAUUGUA
This is a messenger RNA of Malus domestica (apple), 2685 nucleotides long. Its product is annotated as glycerophosphodiester phosphodiesterase GDPDL7-like. Gene Ontology annotation, molecular function: glycerophosphodiester phosphodiesterase activity. Gene Ontology annotation, biological process: lipid metabolic process. NCBI's taxonomy places the organism in Eukaryota, Viridiplantae, Streptophyta, Magnoliopsida, Rosales, Rosaceae. The record is from RefSeq and is a predicted model, not a curated record.